Candidula unifasciata is the source of this 972-nucleotide messenger RNA. NCBI's taxonomy places the organism in Eukaryota, Metazoa, Mollusca, Gastropoda, Stylommatophora, Geomitridae. The record is from the annotation of a GenBank genome assembly.
AUGGACGACAAGUCUGACGAGAAACCAACGUUUACGUUUAAGAAAGUCACACGGAAACGGGCAGUCCGUAAACAGAAAAGUGACAGUAGUGAUGGUGAUUCAAGUAGUAACAGCAGCGAUGAUGGAAAUAUUGCAGUACGACAGUCAACAUCAAAGAGACGUAACAAUCCCAUGAUACAGUCGACAAAGAGGGUUAAACUUGGAGCAGGGGGUUCUCGAAACAGUUCAUCAGAUGACGAUGACAGUGAUGCUGGCACUAACAGUCUGACGGUGUCUUAUAAAUCAACAAGAUCAGGGAAAAGAGAGGGGCCUGAUGAUAUGGGGGCGACGUCAGUCGUUGAGAUCGACACACAGACAGACAGAGAUGCACAAGCCAUAAUUCAGCGUGGCAUACAAGUACAGAAAGAGCUAAAAGAGAAAGAGGAUGACAAGAUAUAUAGAGGACUUAACAACUACCACCAGUACUUUGAGAAAAAGAUUCAGUUCAAGGAAAUGCAGAGAGCGGCAAAAAUAGGUAUACAUAUUUGUUUAUUCGGACCCCUUCGUGCCCCGGCUAACCUUAGGUCGACAGUGCGGUGGGAUUAUCAACCUGACAUCUGUAAGGAUUACAAGGAGACCGGAUUCUGUGGAUUUGGCGAUUCAUGUAAAUUUCUUCAUGACCGGUCUGAUUACAAACAUGGAUGGCAGAUUGAACGAGAAAUGGAAGAAGGAACUUAUGGACAGAAAGAUGAGCAGAAUUAUGAAAUCAGCAGUGAUGAAGAUGACUUCCCGUUUAAGUGCUUCAUCUGCCGAAACUCCUUCACAAACCCUGUGAAGUGUGCACUGAGUAACUACAAGAAGUCCAAACGGUGUUUUGUUUGUGCUGAACCAACUGGAGGGAUUUUCAAUCCUGCUAAAGAACUAAUGUCCAAGCUAGAGAAAAGCAAGAAACUUGAAGAUCUUCCUGGUGAUGAUGAUUCUGACGAGACUUGA